This is a messenger RNA of Loxodonta africana (African savanna elephant), 442 nucleotides long. RefSeq names its product histone H2B type 1-A-like. The transcript has a single exon. The record is from RefSeq and is a predicted model, not a curated record. NCBI's taxonomy places the organism in Eukaryota, Metazoa, Chordata, Mammalia, Proboscidea, Elephantidae. Gene Ontology annotation, cellular component: nucleosome. The coding region runs from base 59 to 442 and encodes 127 amino acids. Gene Ontology annotation, molecular function: DNA binding; protein heterodimerization activity; structural constituent of chromatin.
CACUCUUUUUGUCGUUAAAAACUGGUGAUUUCCUAUCGACCAAAAUUGUGCGUCAGCCAUGCCGGAGGUGGCUUCAAGCGGCACUGCGGUCCCCAAAAGGAGCUUCAAAAAAGCUGUAACUAAAACCCAGAAGAAAGAAAGCAAAAAACGGAAGAGCUGCCGCAAGGAGAGUUAUUCCAUUUACAUCUACAAGGUCUUGAAGCAGGUGCACCCGGAUACUGGCAUUUCUUCCAAGGCCAUGAGCAUCAUGAAUUCUUUUGUUAUUGACAUUUUCGAGCGUAUCGUGAGUGAGGCGUCUCGCUUGGCGCAUUACAACAAGCGCUCCACCAUCACGUCCAGGGAGAUCCAGACGGCCGUGCCCCUGCUGCUGCCUGGGGAGCUGGCCAAGCACGCCGUGUCCGAGGGCACCAAGGCCGUCACCAAGUACACCAGCUCCAAGUAA